AGGACAAUAACUGUGCUUCCGUCCAUUCUGGUUCAAGUGCAAGAACGUCAGGCUGUGAAAUGGCAUGCGUAAACAUCCAUGAAUCAGGUCCCACAUUAACUGACACAAUAUUAUAUAUCAAACGCAUAAAUAAUGAGCGAAGCUACCUUGCUGACAUCAGUACAGAAGGAAUUGACCAUGAGAUCAAGCAAAAGAAAAUCAAAUUGCGCCCACGUAAGCUAUUUGCCUCUCCGGAUGUGCAGGUCCCCGGCGAGCAACUGUCCAGUACUUCUGGGAAUAACACUUCCACAGCGGCCACGGACCCCUUGGACGGGAGCAGUUCUGAUGUCAGAAUGAUGUGCAAACAAAUUAGCAAAGAAUUUGCCAGGAAAAUUCAGAAUCGCUCUAGAAAAAUGGAUUAUUUUACGAAGCAGUCUCUCAAGUCAGCCCAGAAACACUUGACCUCAGUAGAUGUUCAAGUCCGAGAAUGCCGAAUAAUGCGUCUGGAGAAAUUCCACCAGACAGUGCUGGAAGAGCUUGAGAAUUUUGAAAAAGAUUCCCAAGCAUUAAAGCAGAUGGAAAAAGAGUUUUCAAAUUUCUGGAGCCAGCAGACACAAACCUUAAACUUUUAUCACAAGAAUGAGCAGAGAAGGAUUAACUCUCUGAAGGCUUCCUUUGAAAUGAAUAUUUCUCACAGCACGGACUACGAGGAAAAGAUUUUUAAUUCUGAAAUGCAUGCUAUGAAGGAAAAUAUGAAGGCGGUUCAGGAACGACUUCUAAAAGAAAUGCAAGAAGAAGAGCUGCUCAGUGUACGGAGAGGACUUCAGUCCCUGUUUAUGUCUGGCACUGGUCCAUUCUAAUUUGUUCUGAUCAGAAUGAAAUUUUAUGUUAUUUUAACUAUAUUGUUAAUUCAUAAUGUUUUACACAAUUUCAUGUCAUUUUAGUGACCUCUCCAUCAAGAAAUUAUUUUGCUGUUUACUACUACAUUUAAAUUAAAUAUUCAAUGAUGAA
Messenger RNA from Bufo gargarizans (Asiatic toad), 990 nucleotides. RefSeq names its product synaptonemal complex protein 2 (gene SYCP2). The record is from RefSeq and is a predicted model, not a curated record. Bases 60 to 839 code for a protein of 259 amino acids. The transcript is spliced from 9 exons. Lineage: Eukaryota; Metazoa; Chordata; Amphibia; Anura; Bufonidae.